Molecule: messenger RNA, 957 nt
Organism: Fukomys damarensis (Damara mole-rat)
Lineage: Eukaryota; Metazoa; Chordata; Mammalia; Rodentia; Bathyergidae
Product: epidermal growth factor receptor substrate 15-like
Exons: 10
Coding region: 1-957 (318 amino acids)
Biological process (GO): endocytosis; endosomal transport
Cellular component (GO): cytoplasm; plasma membrane
Molecular function (GO): calcium ion binding; protein binding
Source: RefSeq, a predicted model, not a curated record
AUGGCUAACCUAGAUGAGAUGCUGGGACAGCAGACUGCAAAUAAGACCAGUGAAACCACAUACGGGGAGCAGCAUGUUGAUACGAGCAAUACUGGAAGGGUGUUGGCUUCAGAUGCUGCUGCUUUCCUGAAAAAAUCAGGGCUUCCAGACUUGAUACUUGGAAAGAUUUGGGAUUUAGCUGACACAGAUGGCAAAGGCAUCCUGAACAAACAACAUGAUUCCAGUAGUCCCUUGCUAACCAGUGGAACUUCUGCAGCUGAGCUCCCAUGGGCUGUAAAAUCUGAAGAUAAGGCCAAAUAUGAUGCAAUUUUUGAUAGCUUAAGCCCAGUGAAUGGAUUUUUGUCUGGUGAUCAAGUGAAACCAGUAUUGCUCAACUCUAAAUUACCUGUGGAAAUUCUUGGAAGAGUUUGGGAGUUGAGUGAUAUUGACCAUGAUGGAAUGCUUGACAGAGAUGAAUUUGCAGUUGCCAUGUUUUUGGUAUACUGUGCACUGGAGAAAGAACCUGUGCCAAUGUCCUUGCCUCCAGCUUUGGUGCCACCAUCUAAAAGAAAAACGUGGGUUGUAUCCCCUGCAGAAAAAGCUAAAUAUGAUGAAAUCUUCCUGAAAACAGAUAAAGAUAUGGAUGGAUUUGUGUCUGGAUUGGAGGUCCGUGAAAUCUUCCUGAAAACAGGUUUAUCUUCUACCUUACUAGCUCAUAUUUGGGCAUUAUGUGACACAAAGGACCGUGGGAAGCUUUCAAAGGAUCAGUUUGCUUUGGCUUUUCACUUAAUCAAUCAAAAGUUAAUAAAAGGCAUUGAUCCUCCUCACAUUCUUACUCCUGAAAUGAUUCCACCAUCGGACAGAACAACUUUACAAAAGAACAUCAUAGGAUCAAGUCCUGUUGCAGAUUUCUCUGCUAUUAAGGAACUAGAUACCCUUAACAAUGAAAUAGUUGACCUGCAGAGGUAUGUAAAAUAA